UAUAAAGUUGGCUGCAAGAUGGGUGAAGGAGGAUGUGGCACCAUUUAUGAAGGAACUCGCUGCAACGACGGACUUAAGGUGGCUCUGAAAUGUUCAAUGAAGAUGCAGGACAUGCCAUCUUUGAAAGUGCCUGGUCAUCCCAAACACUUUCCCAUGGAGAUUGGCCUGAUGCUCAAGGCCAAUGAGGGUCCCAGCAUUCCCCAGAUUAUUAAACUGCUUGACUGGGUGGACGACAAAGACUACUAUGUGAUGGUUAUAGAGCGGCCCAUGCCUUGCAUGGACUUGUUUAGUUUUGUGGAAUUCCAUGGAGGAAAGCUUGACGAGGGGACGGCACGAAUUAUUAUGCGGCAAGCCAUUGAUGCUGCUCAAACUUGCUGUAAACGUGGCGUCUUUCAUCGUGAUAUAAAACUGGAGAACCUGCUGGUGAAGCAGGACACCAUGGAGGUCAAAUUAAUUGACUUUGGGUGCGGAACGCUCAUGACAAAAUUUGCCUUCAAAGACUUUCAAGGCACAAGAGUGUGCUGUCCACCUGAGUUCUACAUGAAGGGCAAGUACCAUGCAAAACCGACGACAGUGUGGACACUAGGGUUCAUGCUGUAUGAAAUGCUCUGUGGGGAAUGUCCUAAACCCUACGACCGGCACAUGAUUAGUGUAAACCUCUGGACCAGACAUGGCUUGUCACAAGAAUGCUGCCAGAUGAUUUGUGCUUGCCUGCAGCCCAAGCCAAAGAACAGACUCAGUCUGGACAAGAUGCAUCUCCAUGACUGGUUUAAGGUCACGGAGUAAGACACAAAGAACCUCAGAAAACAACUCGUGUCACAACUAUCCUGUUGUCUUCUGCCUUUAGUCAGCUUUGCGUCUGGCGGGCUGACAAGAGUGGCCUUUCCAUCAGACCACUCAGGCCUUAGCAUAUUGUGGGGCCAACAAGUCCCGGUAGUGUCUGGCCUGGUAGGGUCGGCCUUGCUUGCUUGGGAAUUUCUGGGGAUUUUUGACUUUAUGUAAGAAAAUCUAUUAGACAUUUGUACAAAUAUUUAUAA
This is a messenger RNA of Labeo rohita (rohu), 1037 nucleotides long. Its product is annotated as serine/threonine-protein kinase pim-2. The transcript is spliced from 6 exons. The record is from RefSeq and is a predicted model, not a curated record. NCBI's taxonomy places the organism in Eukaryota, Metazoa, Chordata, Actinopteri, Cypriniformes, Cyprinidae. Gene Ontology annotation, cellular component: cytoplasm. Gene Ontology annotation, molecular function: ATP binding; protein serine/threonine kinase activity. Gene Ontology annotation, biological process: negative regulation of apoptotic process; protein autophosphorylation; regulation of mitotic cell cycle. Bases 19 to 786 code for a protein of 255 amino acids.